GAAAAUGACGAUCCUAAAAUAUUCCUAUGGGAAAUUCGUUGCAGUCGUCUCAUGUCUUGGCAUGUUCUUCCUCAUAUCCAAGCGUCUCUCUACAUGGUCUCUUCAGAGUUCUUCCCUUGAAAUCCCAUCGUUCAGGCGUCCUCAUAAUUCGGCUCAUGUUAACCGGCCUAGCUUCGUCAGUACUGAUGAGUCUGACAGCUCAGGGUUGCAUCUAACAAGACACUAUGGCACAUGUGACUCUUUUCCAAAUACAUCCAACGUAUUGGUCAUCAUAAAGACCGGAGCUACUGAGUCAUACUCAAGAAUUCCCCUCCAACUUGUCACGAUCUUGAGAUGUCUCCCAGACUUCCUUAUCUUUUCAGAUAUGGAGCAAGAUAUUGCUGGAUGUCACGUAUACGACAGCCUAGAUACUAUACUCCCGGAAGUGACGAAGGGUAAUCCGGACUUCAGCCUCUAUAAUCGACAAAAGGCUUGUGUCGUGGACCAGCAGAGUUGUAAUAGCAAUGGAAAUCUCGGCAGCGAGUUUGACGGCUGGAUUUUGGACAAAUAUAAAAAUGUCCAUAUUGUCGAGAAAACCUAUAAAUUGCGCCCUCACUACGAUUGGUACCUCUUCAUCGAUGCUGAUACCUAUGUUCUCUGGAAUAACCUUGCCCAAUGGUUACGCCAGCUGGAAAGCCUGCCUAGAGACAAGUAUUAUAUUGGUAGCGUUGCUCUCACCAACGAGUUCAGCUUCGCACACGGCGGCAGCGGGUACAUCCUCUCACAGUGGACUAUAAGAGACUUUGUGGGAAAUCAUUCUAGCAUCGCCAAUCAGUAUGAUAUGAAGGCUAAAGAAUCGUGCUGUGGGGACGCCGUGCUAGCCCUAGCCUUGAAUGAAACAAUUGGAGUGGGUGUCAAAUAUGCUUGGCCGACAAUCAACGGCGAAAAGCCCUAUACUAUCCCGUACGGCCCCCGCGAGUGGUGCCAUCCACUGGUUACCAUGCAUCACAUGGAUUUAGAGGAGAUUUCUUCGUUUUGGAAGUUUGAAAAGCGAUUUUACGAGUCACAGGGCACGCCUCAGCCCACGAUACGAUUCAAAGACAUCUAUCACGAGUUUGUCGCACCUAAACUAAAACCUAUACGCAACGACUGGGAUAACAUGAGCGAGGAUGUGGUGUACCUAGAUCCGAACCACGGAGAAAGAUUCCCGCCGUGGCAGAGAGAAAAAGACCGUCUCAAGAAGCUGCAGUAUCAGCUCCACGUCCCGGCCAUCGAGAUGAACGCAUACAAGUCAUUCGAGGACUGCCGUAACUUAUGCAGAACCGUUAACAACUGCUUCCAGUUCUCCUACCAUGCCGGUGCCUGCAUCUACAACAGGUCUUUCAGACUAGGAAAACCAACAAUCAAGACGGAUAAACCGGGAGACAGGUGGAUUAGCGGAUGGGAUAUCGAACGGAUCCAAGCAUGGAUAGAGGAGCGGGGGCAAUGCGACGAACCUGUGUGGCCUAGCUUACAAGAGAAAUUUUAGAACUGCCAAUGCCAC
This is a messenger RNA of Annulohypoxylon maeteangense, 1522 nucleotides long. RefSeq names its product glycosyltransferase family 31 protein. Lineage: Eukaryota; Fungi; Ascomycota; Sordariomycetes; Xylariales; Hypoxylaceae. The coding region runs from base 5 to 1507 and encodes 500 amino acids. The transcript is spliced from 2 exons. The record is from RefSeq and is a predicted model, not a curated record.